AUGGUUUUCGAUGGUAUUUACAAGCAUUUCAAUAAUGCAGAUCAGUCAAACACAGUUUAUAAUAAAGGUGAUGAAAAAACACAAAGUGGAUUGAGAAAACAUAGUUUAGGUAAUAACAGUGAAAACUUUGGAGGUACAGCUGGUGGUGAAACAAAAUCCAAAUUUGAUAAAGAUGAUUUGAAUGAAGAUAAGAUCAAAGAACAAGCUGGUAAAGUAUUUGAGAAAUAUGAAAAAUGA
Messenger RNA from Hansenula ciferrii, 237 nucleotides. RefSeq lists its product as uncharacterized. The transcript has a single exon. Bases 1 to 237 code for a protein of 78 amino acids. Lineage: Eukaryota; Fungi; Ascomycota; Saccharomycetes; Phaffomycetales; Wickerhamomycetaceae. The record is from RefSeq and is a predicted model, not a curated record.